AAAUUAGUGAUCAUGUUCAGUGUAAUUAACCCACUAUAGUAAAGUGUUGCAUAUAAUGCUGUGAAUUUUAUUUUAUUUGUCUAAUUAUUUUGUAUGGCUAGAACUGAAAGGGCAGAUAAGGUUUCAAUUCCCUGGGUUCCCCCUAAAAGGAAAACGAAUUCUAGGUUAUCUGUACAUUUUUUUUUUUUCCCUGAAUCAGUUUUUUUCCUCUCUCUCUCUGCAUCUUAUCUAAUUAGAUGUUGCUUACAGACCAACAUUUUUUUUUUUUUUUACCUAAAGUAGGCCUAGUUUUAUGGACAGUGGAGAAAAUGUCAAGUAUAUAUGCUAUUUAAACAACAAUGGAAGUUCAGUUAUGCUAAUUCUCAUUGGACGUUUUUAUUGAUAACAGUAGCUUCAGUUGCUAAAUUCAUGCUAAGUUUUAUGAAAACGCCAAAUAGCAAAGCUAAGCACUGCUUUUAAGAACAGUAUUAAAACAGUAUUAUCCACUUAAUUUGUCUUUGUAAGAGUUGCAAGCAUAUACAUGUAUCAAUCUGCACAAUACACAGGAAUUAAUUUAGAAAAAAUAAUUAUUUUUGAUAAACCAUAAAUGAGUUUUACCAUUUUCAUACUUUUUACCCCAUAUUUCUAAACCAUGAAAUCUUUUAUUAAUAAUAAGUGUUUUUAAGGGUGUCUCCCACUUUUAAAACUUAAAACAGCCUAGUUAUGUGUUUUGGUUACUAUAGAAAUCUUGAGAUUAAUCAUGAUUGAUAUUUUAUUGACAGGCAUACGUUGUUUGAAUUAAAAGCACCUGAAAGCAAGCUUGUGUAUUUAUUGUUAUAGCAGAAGUACAAGAAAAAAACAACAACAACAUCAUAAUCGAAAUCAGUGCUAUAAAACACUGUAAUAAUAAUAAAUAAAAAAUAAAAAAAACGCAGACUGCUUGCAUUUGUGUACAUGCGAGUCAUGUGAUCUCGUGAUAGCCCACUAAUACAUUGAUUACAGAAUUUACCUGUUCAGGUAAACCCCGCCCACAAAUGGAAGGACUACUUACAGUAGAGCAGUGACUUUCUUGAGCGCGCGCACACCAAUAAUUUCAGCCAAAGACAGCCACAACAGUAGCAGGAGCAUCCACCGAGUUUUCUUGGGAAAGAUGUUUCUGUAUGUUCUCUUUUGCUGUGUCGGGGUCGUGCACUGUUACGGUAACGGACUUGUCAGCGUAGUGUGUGACUCUAUGACGCCUAUUCACCGCAGUUACAGCGCUCAGAGCACCACUGCUCCGUUCAGCAUCACUACCGACAAGACCACCUUUAAAGAGGGAGAUCAAAUCACAGUAUUGUUAAGCAGCCAAUCAGGAGAUCAGUUUGAAGGGUUUAUGUUACAAGCACGUCGAGUUGGUUCUUCUACUCCCAUCGGCACUUUUACUGUGACAAGUAAUGCGCAGCUCCUUUCCUGCAAUGGAGUUGCUAAUAGUGCAGUCUCUCACACAUCGAACAGUAAAAAAAGUUCAGUUGAUGCUAAAUGGACAGCCCCUACAUCUGGACAGCUUGGGGAUAUAAAAUUUGGAGCCACAUUUUUGAAAAGUUUUUCUACCUUUUGGGUUGGUGUCAAGAGUUCUACUGUGGCAUAUAAUGGUACAGGAACUUCUUCUGCAACUCCUACUGUGGCAAAUAAUGGUACAGGAACUUCUUCUGCAACUCCUACUGUGGCAAAUAAUGGUACAGGAACUUCUGCAACUCCUACUGUGGCAUAUAAUGUUACAGGAAAUUAUUCUGCAACCCCAAAUACUCUGACUGUUUCAUCAAAUCCUAAUUGUGGGAAAACCAAAGUCUGCUUCAGUCAGCCCAGCAACUGUGACCCAGCUGCCAACACAGGCUGUUACUUCAUGGCAGUUCAGACAACAUCUAUCCAAUCAGAAAUGAGGAUUGAAAUGUUUGGCCAGGCCAGUGGAUAUCUCGCCAUUGGGUUUUCAGAUGACCAGGAAAUGGGCAAUGAUGACAUCUACAUCUGUGGUAAAGACAGCAGCGGCAACCUCCAAGUGCAACAUGCUUUUUCUACAGGAAAAACAGCUCCAACUAUUCUCUCACUGGUGAAUGUGACUGAUAUCAAAACAGUGUUGAUGAAUGGAAAUAUCAAUUGUUCUUUUACUUCUCGUAAUGCUAUUAGCACGGGAAGUAGAGCAACGUCAGCUAGCGAGUACUACCUCAUGAUUGCUGCCGGACCCUCCGCCAGUCAAGGUAACAUCCAGAUCCACACAAGUCGAUAUGUCAGUAGUACAAAGGCUAAUUUACAGGUUCCAAGCCAGGUCAUUACAGAUGCUGAAGAAUUCCCAGCAAUUGUUAAAGCCCACGGCUGCCUUAUGUUAAUCUCCUGGAUGACCACAGGCAGUAUAGGGAUGCUCAUAGCACGAUAUUUAAAGGGAGUUGCCAAGGACCACGGUUGCUGUGGUAAAGAUUUUUGGUUUAUGGCCCACGUGUUUCUGAUGGUGCUGUCAGUCAUUGCCACGGCUAUUGCAUUCAUCCUGGUGUUUGCUUAUGAAAAGGACUGGAGUGGGGGGGCUCAUCCUGUCCUGGGCUGUUUGGUGAUGAUCCUCAGUCUUAUUCAGCCCAUAGUUGCUGCUUUCCGAUGUGAGCCGCAACAUGAACAGAGAUUUGUUUUCAGCUGGGCCCAUUCCUUCAUUGCUUUAGCUAUCAAAGGCCUCGCAGUUGCUGCAAUUUUCACCGGUCUGGCACUGUUUGAAGAAUAUGUUGAGGAUGGAUGGAUGUUGAAAGUUAUGGGAGGUUUUGUUACCUGGGAGGCUCUGAUGUAUAUUCUUCAAGAUCUUAACUUGCGCGCCAAGAAAAAAGAUUCUGAGAUUUGCAAUUUUGGAUCGACAAAACCUGAAACUGUCCUGCUUAUCCUGUUCAUUUUGGGAAACCUGCCCUUCUUGAUAGCACUUCUUGUUGGAAUCGGCAGGACUUAAAUAACCCCAACAUUCUAUGGCCUUGCUCACUGAUUUUAGGUUCACUUUGUGGCUCUUUUGUUGUAUGAGUUUGUAUAUAGGUAUCUGUCCAAUUAACUCAGUGUUCAUUUGGGAAUUCAGAUAAACUCAUCAUAAUCUCUACAUUAUUAUUAUUUUUUGUUCUUUUUGUUAAUAUGACAUUCUUUAUUAUUAAAGAUUUACUACUGUACCUUUGAGUAAGGAACAUUAGCAGAUUAC
Messenger RNA from Carassius auratus (goldfish), 3175 nucleotides. RefSeq names its product putative ferric-chelate reductase 1. Bases 1130 to 2938 code for a protein of 602 amino acids. The record is from RefSeq and is a predicted model, not a curated record. Lineage: Eukaryota; Metazoa; Chordata; Actinopteri; Cypriniformes; Cyprinidae. The transcript has 16 exons. Gene Ontology annotation, cellular component: membrane.